GACCUGCCACCGGAAGCUGGGCUUCUACUUCCGGGUCAAAGCCAUGGCGGUGGCAAAUUCAAGUCCAGUCAAUCCAGUGGUCUUCUUCGAUGUCAGCAUUGGCGGCCAGGAAGUUGGUCGCAUGAAGAUCGAGCUCUUUGCAGACGUGGUGCCUAAGACGGCAGAGAACUUUAGGCAAUUCUGCACCGGAGAGUUCAGAAAAGAUGGCGUUCCGAUAGGAUACAAAGGAAGCACCUUCCACAGGGUCAUAAAGGAUUUCAUGAUUCAGGGUGGAGAUUUUGUUAAUGGCGAUGGCACUGGAGUCGCCAGUAUUUACCGGGGUCCAUUUGCGGAUGAAAAUUUUAAACUUAGACACUCUGCUCCAGGUCUGCUUUCCAUGGCAAACAGUGGUCCCAGUACAAAUGGCUGCCAGUUCUUUAUCACGUGUUCUAAGUGUGAUUGGCUGGAUGGAAAGCAUGUAGUGUUUGGAAAAAUCAUUGACGGACUUCUAGUGAUGAGGAAGAUCGAGAAUGUUCCCACAGGCCCCAACAAUAAGCCCAAACUGCCAGUGGUGAUCUCACAGUGUGGGGAAAUGUAAUCUAGACAAGACGGAACCAGGUGAAAGGAUGUUUUCUAAAGCACACACAUGGAAGAAUGUUUCGCUGAAGCAGACACAAAAAGAAACGCACCAAAAAACUGCUAGUGGUGUUCUGGAGACUUCUUGCUGCUUCCUCAGACUUGAGCCAAUUGGCAGAAUGAUGUCAGCUGGUACUGAUUCACGUGGUGUUUUGCUGAGGACACGUGAUGUUUGGAGGAAGCAUAAACAAGACUCAAUGGACGGUGAUGGUGGGCUUGCAUAGCUACCUUUGCAACACGUCUUUGUCUUCACUGAUCUUUACUUUGUUGAGAGAGGCACGACAGAGAACUUUGCUUGGCAUCCCAGCUGGUCCUGGUCAAUCCUGCUGAUUCAGCGGAGGUCUGGCUGUUUCUGCUGGGUAGUGGUGCCAUUGCUGCUAAUUCAUGUUUGCUAUCCUGACUACUAAACUGGACUGCUGGUAUCCUGGCAAUUGGAGAUUGAAAUCUCCCCAAGGAACUUCUUCCAAACCACAUACAGCAGAGCCUCUCAGUUUCCUCUGGAUAGACCUGCCUGCUGUUGCUGAUUCUUGUGAACUGAUGAUGUCCUGACAACACAGACUGGAUUUGCUCCAAAGAACUAUUUCUAAACAAGUCCACCUCCCCCAUAACCUAAUAACCUUUCCCAUUAUCUCUGGUGAGUGGUGAACUGAAUAGAAGAAAGGUUAAAGCAUUUAAGAAACCUUACUAAAAGUCACUUAUUAAAAGCCUACACCAUG
This is a messenger RNA of Mus caroli (Ryukyu mouse), 1331 nucleotides long. RefSeq names its product peptidylprolyl isomerase H (gene Ppih). Gene Ontology annotation, cellular component: cytoplasm; intracellular membrane-bounded organelle. Gene Ontology annotation, biological process: protein folding; protein peptidyl-prolyl isomerization. The record is from RefSeq and is a predicted model, not a curated record. NCBI's taxonomy places the organism in Eukaryota, Metazoa, Chordata, Mammalia, Rodentia, Muridae. Gene Ontology annotation, molecular function: cyclosporin A binding; peptidyl-prolyl cis-trans isomerase activity.